Messenger RNA from Priapulus caudatus, 6600 nucleotides. Its product is annotated as exportin-5-like. Gene Ontology annotation, biological process: protein export from nucleus; RNA export from nucleus. The record is from RefSeq and is a predicted model, not a curated record. Gene Ontology annotation, molecular function: nuclear export signal receptor activity; small GTPase binding; RNA binding. Lineage: Eukaryota; Metazoa; Priapulida; Priapulimorpha; Priapulimorphida; Priapulidae. Gene Ontology annotation, cellular component: cytoplasm; RNA nuclear export complex; nucleus.
ACGUGCCGAACGACAACAAAUACUUUGUGUUGCGUUAUUCUCUGUGAGUCGAGAUUGUCCCGGUGAUCUCUAUAUCUUGGACAAUUUAAUUAAAAAUGACGGAAUCGUUACAAGACACAGCCAAGAAAUUAAUACAAGCCGUGGAAACGGUUAUGAACCCAGAAGUUCCCCAACAUGAGAGACUUCAAGCUCACCAGAUUGUAGAGAACUUUAGGGAAUCAUCCACAGUCUGCGCACAAUGUGGGAUUUUCCUUGCCGAAAAAACACAUUCACACAUCAUCCGACAUUUUGGCCUGCAACUCAUAGAGCAUUGCAUCAAAUUUCGUUGGAAUAGCAUUAGCCAGGAAGAGAAAGUAUUUAUAAAAGAAAACACGAUGAGGCUUCUUUCUACGGGAACGUCGGACUUAAUAACAGAGUAUAGUCACAUCAAGGAUGGUCUGUCUAAGCUUGUGGUUGAGAUGAUCAAGCGGGAGUGGCCGCAGCAAUGGCCAUCGUUGUUGAGUGAACUGAAUGAAAUCUGCCAACAGGGUGAGAGUCAGACAGAGCUGGUGCUGCUCAUCUUCCUGCGUCUUGUCGAGGACAUCGUCGCGUUUCAGAAUGUCGUCGGCAAGCGUCGCCGCGACCUCUACCAGGCGCUCACCUGCAGCAUGGCAGAGAUCUUUGCUUUCUUCCUCGGCGUGCUGAUGACACAGACCGAGAAGUACCAUGCUCACAAGCUCGGCACAGAGCCGGACUCUGACCAGAGGGCGCUGGUGCACUGCCGUGUCGCCCAGGCGGCGCUCAUGACGCUCGCCGGCUUUGUCGACUGGGUGCCGAUGUCGCACAUCUCUGCUGAGAACAACCAGCUGCUGCAGAUGCUGUGCCUGUUGCUAGGCGACGACCACCUCCAACUGUGCGCAGCCGAGUGUCUGCUGCUGCUCGUCUCCCGCAAGGGAAAGGUGGAAGACAGGAAGCCGCUGCUGAUCUUGUUCAGCGAGGAUGCGAUGAACACGGUUCUGUGCGCGGCUCGCUCUGCCGCGAUGAAGGCACUUGACGAGCAAAACUACCUGUUUCUGAAGCGGCUCUGUCAAGUUCUCACCAGCAUCGGCAGUCAGCUGUGUGCGCUGUGGGGUUUUAGUGAAGAUGUGCAUCAGCCGCAGAAUUUUGCUAAAUAUCUCGAUGCGAUAUUGGAGUUCACCAACCAUCCUAGUCAGACAUUGAGUGGCUACACACUGUCGUUGUGGAGUUCAUUCUUCAGACACGAGUUCAUCUCCAAGGAUCCUGUGCUUCUCUCAGUACUCCCGAAAGUGGUUGAAUCGGCCACCCACAAUCUGAUCCGGGUUGGAUUUCCAUCUCAGAGUAACUCACCCGCCUGCAGCUACGCUAGUCUCGACUUUGACAGCGACGAUGACUUUAACCAGUUCUUUGCAAGGUUCCGUGCCGAGGCGGCCGAGAUGCUGCGCCUUGCGACACUGCUGCAUCCGCAGGUGACCUUUGACCUAGCGGCGCGCUGGCUGGAGACGCAGCUGCAGAAGCCGAUAGACAUAGGCGAAGGUGCAGAUUCGGAUAACGGCGGAUCGGAAUCCGGCAUGUGUUCGUACAGCUCGCCGACGUUCCUGGAGUGGGACGCGCUGACCGUGUUCCUGGAGAGCGUGAUGAGUCGCAUCCUGUCGUCGGACAAGGAGAAGCCUGCUGCCGAGCGCGGCAUCCUGCUGCUGAAGAGUGUGCUGCUAUACGAUACACAGCCGGCAUUCGACCACCUCUACAGUCACAUCAAGCAGAUCAGCCGGGACCCAGAUCAGCUGUCACAGAUGGAGAAAUGCACCCUCAUGGAGGCUCUGAUCCUCAUCAGCAAUCAGUUGAAGGACUUUUCACGGCAGCAGACAUUUAUCGAGGAGAUACUGGCACCAGUGCACAAGAUCUGGCUGGAUCCAGAGCUCAAACAGGUGUUCUGGUCAGUGGAGCGUUUUAUUUCAUAUAUCGGUCUAGAUAGGCAACCCGUGGAACCCAGCCAGGAUGACCAGAAUGGGAUCAACAGAUCUCAGAUUAUAUACUGCAUCAACACAAUCUUAGCUGUGAUAAAAAGGAGCAAGUGGCCAGACGAUGCAGAGGAAGCCAAGGCGGGAGCGUUUGUGAUCGGAACGAGUGAUAGUGGCGCCCCCAUAUUACGCAAUCCUGCAUCGUCACACAUCAUGCCCCUCAUGCAGAAUAUGCUGGGACUUCUCAGCUCUUUCAAUCGGAUGUGGGUGCCAGAAUUCCUGGGUCGGAGGUCGCCGGAGUUCGGGCACGCCUACGAGCUUCCCGAGACGGAGAAGAUGGCGCUACUGGGCAUCACGCCUCCGUGCAGCGACCAGCUGGACACAAUCUCAAUGAAGCAUCCGCUUGAGCGCAUGCAGACGUUCCUCACGAACGUGCACGACAACGGUUGUUUGGCUGCUUGUGUCAGCAGUCUUGUUGGUAGAUGUAGGUCUGAUUCUCGUGUAUUUAUUGUAAAUGCACACUUGUAUUUUAACUGCUGUCACGAUGUACGUUACGUGCUGUAUUUCCAGAUUAUAUACUGCAUCAACACAAUCUUAGCUGUGAUAAAAAGGAGCAAGUGGCCAGACGAUGCAGAGGAAGCCAAGGCGGGAGCGUUUGUGAUCGGAACGAGUGAUAGUGGCGCCCCCAUAUUACGCAAUCCUGCAUCGUCACACAUCAUGCCCCUCAUGCAGAAUAUGCUGGGACUUCUCAGCUCUUUCAAUCGGAUGUGGGUGCCAGAAUUCCUGGGUCGGAGGUCGCCGGAGUUCGGGCACGCCUACGAGCUUCCCGAGACGGAGAAGAUGGCGCUACUGGGCAUCACGCCUCCGUGCAGCGACCAGCUGGACACAAUCUCAAUGAAGCAUCCGCUUGAGCGCAUGCAGACGUUCCUCACGAACGUGCACGACAACGGGUAUCAUAUACUAGGUAACGCGGGAUCAAGUCUGGGAUUCCAGUUCUACAGUACGGAAGGACUUGCUGACCUGCUACUGGGAACCGUCUUCACAAGUCUCGACUCAAUCCCCGACUACAGACUCAGACCCAUCAUUCGGAUCUUCCUGAAGCCCUUUGUGCAGCACUGCCCUAAGGAGUGCUACAGCAAGGUGUUGCUGCCUGUGCUCUGUGUUGUCUGCCCGUACCUGCUACACAGGCUCAGCGGAAAAUGGCAGGCGAUCAACCAGCGCUAUGAGACGAGUGGCGACAAUGAAGAUGACAUGCCUGAAUCACAGGAAGUUCUUGAGGACCAAAUCAUACGGCAGUUAACUCGUGACUACAUUGAUUUCAUAGGUGUCAUGUGUCAGAACAGGAAGACUCCAGACCCGGCUAACUGUGAGAUGCUGGAGGAGGAUGCUGCAACAGUGACUCCCGCUCACGACGACAGCCUGUCCGAUCUAGGACUGCUGAUUGCGCACACCGAGACCAUUGGUUCGCCUGUGAUACUAUUUGUCUUCUAUGCGCUGUGUGUGAAUGAUGCGACCACAUGUAAUAAGACAGUGCCACUCUGCUGGCCGCUACUCAAACAGUGUCUCGUGGACCGGAGUCUGUCAGCAGAUGGCGCCAUGAAUCUCCUGCGCUACGUCAUCCUGGGUUUGCAGCAGCAUGGUCAGCAUGAAGCCUGCCAGUCCCAGCUGCUCGGCCUCGGUCUGCAAGCAUACGAGGGCAUGCGGCAGGUGUUUCCAGUGAUACGGACCCUGCUGCUCCAGAUUACCAGCUGUACUGAAGCUGCACUACAGGCGUUUGACGAGAAGUUGCUGCAGGCGAUGCCAACAAAGCAGCUGCCAGAAAAGAAGAAGAAAGACAUGUUCAAAAAACUCGUUAGUGAUAUCAUUGGGCACAACAUUGGACAACAGUUCCGGAAAGAGGUCCACAUCAGGAACCUUGCUCCGCUGUUCAAAUCCUCAAGACCGCGGGCGGCUCCCGUGCCGGAGGAAGAGAAGUACACGGGUUUAUGUGAGCUCUUCAAACCGCCAGUGUGACGCUAUAGGGGUUGACAAAGCGUGAGUUGACGCCCCCUCACAUUGUGCUAACACCUUGUUGCAAAGUCACCGAGUGCCAUGUGUCAUGUUACUUCAACCUCACUGUUGAGCUGAAGUCACACGUGACAGGAUGGCGUGUCUUAACAGAUGAAUUGUGUGAUAGGCAUGACUGUUCUGUUGUUUACCUCUGGUUGAAAUGCGUAAUACACGUGACCAUUCUGUUUUAGAUGCAGCUUGUUUAUGUUAUUGUUAUGCAGCAGCUAUGUGUUUAAGGCCUGAUACUGUGUAACGUUGUUUGAUCACUGUGCUUAGCUGCAGUUGAAAUUCUAUUUUACCUGACUGCUCUACUGUUUUAGCUGGAAUUUAUAUGCUUGAAACCCCAUUGCAUCUGACUGUUUUCGCUGCAAUUGAAACCCUAUUGUUCAUUGUUUUGGUUGCAAUUGAACCCCUUUUGUUCCCUGUUUUAGCUGCAGUUGAAAUAUAUAUUACAUUUAAAUCUUUGACAUUUUUCAAGAAUUUUUUGUAAUGAUUAUGAAUCACCUGCUGAUUUUAGUUGUGCCAGUUAUCCCUGAGUGAGUUUUAAACGUGAUUUAUCUAGAGGGUAACAAUGACGAUAGGCUAGCUUUUAAGUCGGCACGAUUUUUCAUCUCUAAUCUUGUUCUUUGACAUUGAGAUUAGGUAGUGACAAUAAGAUCGUUAUCUGCGUUGGGAUCGUAAGUCUUCGUAUCUCGCAGGAGAUAAGGGCUUAGGAUGCUAGAACAUUCAUAAUUUGUUUUUGAGUAUUUGCGGUUGUAAGUGGGGAAAUCGGCCCCCAAGUUAAAGCAUCCGAGUUGUGGGUUGUGGGAUUUGGGUGGGAUAGAGUAGCAGAUUUAUUUUCUUGCUGAAAACCAUUUUUGUUUCAGAAGUUAUGUAUUUUUCGAUAGUGAUCUAAGUGUAUUGUAUUUCAUUUGUAAGUAGUAUCUUGUUUUUAGCAGAGCAGUUAGUUCAAGAGCGAUGAAACGUACCGUCUGUGGAUAUGCGAAGAUAUUGGGGUAUAACAUAAUAAGCAGGAGUAUUAUCCCAGUAAGCCUUUGGCCUUAGGAGAGGAAUGAAGUGUCUUUUCGUCAUUUGUGAUAAUCCGAAGGAAAUGGAUCGUUCGUACGUGGUUGAUAUCCGCGCUAUAUAGUCAUAAAAUAAAUACAAACAACAACCGAACAUUGAGGUCAGGGUUCGAGUAUUGGAUUGCACCCUCGUGACUUUAGUGAAAAGAGGGCUAAAUGUAGUUAUCACUGGGUGAUAUCUGUGAAGGCUAUGUGUGGCAUGACGUUCAGACGCUGAAGGGGUUAAAGUGAUUUCAUCAGUCUUUCAAUUAAUUGCCAAAAAGCUGUAGAUGGAGAAACACGCCCCUAUGGGGGGCUUUGGGGAUCCACGACUUCUCGUAAACUUUAAGAUUAAUGAAAAAACUAGUGUCAACUAAAAAAGAUUGCAGCACCUACAAAAUCACGGUAUGCAUGUCAUCAACGAACAUAUGCACAGAACUAUUCUUUUCCAUGCAUAUCUUCAGGAUAGAAUAAAUCUGCUGCUAUCUUUAUGUAGUGCAUAAUAAUAGCCUUGCUUUUUCCCUCGUGCUGGCCUGACUCUGUGCUGGCUGGUAGUGCCAAAUAGUUAAAGUCAUGUAUCUGUUACUGCAUUCAGCGCUAUUCUAAUAGUUGAAGUAUAUGCGUGAUAACUUCAGAGAGGUUCUGCAGAUGUAACAGUCUCUAACCACAUUUCAAAACUACGUUUUUAUUUUCAUUUGUGUGCGCGCGCGUGCGUGCGUGCACGCGCGUGUGUAUUGUAUUAGACCUUUAUCAGAGUAUUAUAAAUAUGGUAGUCAGGUAGUCAGGGUAUCGCGGAGGCAUACUUAUAUGAAAUUUAACUGCAUUGCGGUUACAACCGGGCAGUGGACGACGCUCACGCAUUUAUACGUCCAGUUACACCGAGAUUAAUCAAUAGAUUACGCUGACAUUGUACGCGUGUUUCUAUAGCACGAUCAUAGAAAAAUGAGCACACUGUGUCAAUGUUGAGUUUGUGAAAAUAUUCUUCGACAUUAUUUGAAACAUUUGUAUUGUACAGUAGCCUUGCACAAAUGUUUGUAAUAACCCGAUUUACUACCGUGAAAUCGUGUGUAAUAUGUCAAGUGCUUAUCGUUUAUUUCCUAGCUAUCAUAAUCAAAUGGUUUCCAUGUCUUCACAUUUUAGAAUGGCAUAUAUAUAUAUAUAUAAAUCUUGUCUAGAAUAAAGUGAGGUAUGCAUAUCAGUAUAUACAUAUAUAAAGCUUAGUGUUGUAUUAAAAAUAACUCAGUUAACGCCUAUGUGCCCUGCAGAGCGACAGGCAGGCUGGCAGGCAGACAGACAGAGGGAGAGAGAGAGAUUGCGCGCGCGCGGACGUUUCUUCUGUUGAUUAGUUGAAAAGUUACAAUUAACAUUGUAAAAUAACCGAAAGAUAUUUUCCAAAUGUGAACAUGAACAAAAGUUAUUUUAUGUAAUAAUGCAAACGUCAUUUUAUUUCACUAAUAAUCAGUUCGAAAGUUAUAACAAAUGAUAUUAAUAAAUACGGUGCCAUAGUAGUCAGAUAUAACAUUUAUACUUGGCAGCGAUUUACUAUGAUA